Messenger RNA from Setaria italica (foxtail millet), 774 nucleotides. RefSeq names its product AAA-ATPase At3g28580-like. Lineage: Eukaryota; Viridiplantae; Streptophyta; Magnoliopsida; Poales; Poaceae. The record is from RefSeq and is a predicted model, not a curated record. Gene Ontology annotation, molecular function: ATP hydrolysis activity; ATP binding.
UCCACCUUCGCCACGCUCGCCAUGGACCCGGACAGGAAGCAGGAGAUCGUCGACGACCUCGACAUGUUCCGCGACGGCAAGGACUACUACGCGUCCGUGGGCAAGGCCUGGAAGCGCGGCUACCUGCUCUUCGGACCCCCGCGCACCGGCAAGUCCACCAUGAUCGCCGCCAUGGCCAACUACCUAGACUACGACAUCUACGACCUCGAGCUCACGGCCGUCAAGAACAACACCGAGCUGCGAAGGCUCUUCAUCGAGACCACCGGCAAGUCCAUCAUCGUCAUCGAGGACAUCGACUGCUCCAUCGACCUCACCGGCAAGCGCAACAAGAACAACAAGAAGAAGGACAAGAACAAGAAGAUGCCGUGGGAGGAGGAGGACGACAAGGUCACCCUCUCGGGGCUGCUCAACUUCAUUGACGGCCUUUGGUCGGCGCGCGGCGGCGCGCGCAUCAUCACCAUCUUCACCACCAACCACAAGGACAAGCUGGACCCGCCGGCGCUGAUCCACAUCGAGAUGUCCUACUGCUGCUUCCAGGCCUUGAAGGUGCUCGCCAAGAACUACCUGGGCGUGGCCGACCACGAGCUCUUCGGCGAGGUCCGGCGGCUGCUGGAGGAGGUCAACAUGACUCCGGCGGACGUGGCGAAGAACUUGAUGCCCUUGCCCAGGUCCAAGAACAGGGACGUGGAUGCCUGCCUUGCCAAGCUUGUUAAGGCGCUCAACGACGCCAAGGACGCGGCAUUGGCCGAACCACUACUGGCCUUAGGGGAGUAA